Zootermopsis nevadensis is the source of this 2897-nucleotide messenger RNA. NCBI's taxonomy places the organism in Eukaryota, Metazoa, Arthropoda, Insecta, Blattodea, Termopsidae. The record is from RefSeq and is a predicted model, not a curated record.
UACGGUCGAGAUGUGAACAGAAAUGCACGUGUUAGAUUUUAAAUGUGUAGCAUUCAAUUCCGUCAAAGAAGCUAAAAUGGAACACAAUUUGUUGAUUAUUAUUGUAAUUGCCAACAAUCAACAAGAAUAGCAGCUGUGUCAACAAUAAUAAUCAGCUUUGAUGCUCUCUUAAAUUGUAAACAAACAACUUCCGUUUCCGUGGAUGUUCAUAGACCACAACAGGAAGGGCGCUUGAAGUCGUUGGUAGUGCGACUGUAUUCAGAAAGAGAAAUUGAACAUUUAUUCUCCGUCAACCACUACCACAAAGUUAAUACGCAACUUGAGCGGACAAGCCUUCAAGAGUCGUGUAAGUAAUAAAGAGAGAGCAGAUUUCUGCCAGGACGGCGACAUUAGGUACCUAAGGAAAAACCCGAUUAGUGACAAGAAAUUAUCUUCAAAGCGGGAAAACGAAAAAGGUUAUGGAGGAAAUGAGUCAGCGAAACCAACUCAUUUCAUGCACGAUAAUGAAAGAAGAAAUUAAGAAUUUCAGAGACGCUUUGACGUAUGCUCAGCAGAAACCAAAAUACGGAGACGAAUUACCUUUGGAAAAGAUAUUAAAGAAAUUUGCUCGCGUAGAGAAAGAACUUGAGAGUUUUAGAGAGAGAGUAAAUGAAGCCAAUGCGACGAAGUUCGACAUUCAGAAAAUGAAAGAUAAAAUGAUGGACGUGGAAGGAAAACACCGUAGGGAAAUUAGAAGAGCCCAGGAAACUAUAAACGGACUGAGUGAGGCUGUAGCAAGAAUCUCGGCUGAAAAUGAGAAGUUUAAGCAGCAAAUCGACAACCUUCUUGCCUCCCAUAAUGACGACGUCAUAGUUUACACACAUGAAGAAGCAGUGGGGCAUCUCAGUGCUGCAAACAACAACAACAUCAAGAAUAAACAGAAACGUGGUAAGACUGAUAGCCUGAAACCUCAGAAAGCCGAAGGUGGACAGGACAUUCGGGAGGACUGCACUGAUGACCGUGCUGAGGGCUACAGUGAGGAUCGGUCUGAGGGUCACAGUGAGGACUGUGCUGAGGGUCACAGUGAGGACUGUGCUGAGGCCUACAGUGAGGACUGUGCUGAGGGUCACAGUGAGGACUGUGCUGAGGCCUACAGUGAGGACUGUGCUGAGGGUCACAGUGAGGACUGUGCUGAGGGUCACAGUGAGGACUGUGCUGAGGGUCACAGUGAGGACUGUGCUGAGGGUCACAGUGAGGACUGUGCUGAGGGUCACAGUGAGGACUGUGCUGAGGGUCACAGUGAGGACUGUGCUGAGGGUCACAGUGAGGACUGUGCUGAGGGUCACAGUGAGGACUGUGCUGAGGGUCACAGUGAGGACUGUGCUGAGGCCUACAGUGAGGACUGUGCUGAGGGUCACAGUGAGGACUGUGCUGAGGCCUACAGUGAGGACUGUGCUGAGGGUCACAGUGAGGACUGUGCUGAGGCCUACAGUGAGGACUGUGCUGAGGGUCACAGUGAGGACUGUGCUGAGGCCUACAGUGAGGACUGUGCUGAGGGUCACAGUGAGGACUGUGCUGAGGGCUACAGUGAGGACCGUGCUGAGGCCUACAGUGAGGACUGUGCUGAGGGUCACAGUGAGGACUGUGCUGAGGGCUACAGUGAGGACCGGGCUGAGGCUUACAGUGAGGACCAUGCUGAGGGCUACAGUGAGGACUGUGCUGAGGGUCACAGUGAGGACUGUGCUGAGGGCCACAGUGAGGACUGUGCUGAGGCCUACAGUGAGGACUGUGCUGAGGGUCACAGUGAAGACUGUACUGAGGGCUACAGUGAGGACCGGGCUGAGGCUUACAGUGAGGACCAUGCUGAGGGCUACAGUGAGGACAGUGCUGAGGGUCACAGUGAGGACUGUGCUGAGUUCUACAGUGAGGACAGUGCUGAGUGCUACAGUGAAGACUGUACUGAGGGCUACAGUGAGGACCAUGCUGAGGGCUACAGUCAGGACCAUGCUGAGUGCUACAGUGAGGACUGUGCCGAGGGCUACAGUGAGGACCGGGCUGAGAGCUGCAGUGAGGACCAUACUGACAGCUGCAGUGAGGACUGGACCAGGGUCUUCAGUGAGGACUGUGCUGAGAGCUACAGUGAGGAGUCGGCUGAGAACUGCAGUGAGGAGUGGACCAGGGUCUUCAGUGAGGACUGGGCCAGGAUCUUCAAUGAGGACUGGGCUAUGAUCUUCAGUGAGGACUGGGCCAAAGAUCGCAGUGUGGACAGUGAAACGUAUCAUAAUGAGGACUGUGCCAAGGACUGCAGUGAGGAUUGUGCUGAAAACUGCAGUGAGGACUGUACUGAGAACUACUGUGAGAACUGUGUUGAAAACUGCAGUGAGGACUGGUCUGAGAACUGUUGUGAGGACUGUGAUGAGAACUGCUGUGAGGACUGUGCUGAGAACUGCUGUGAGAACUGUGCUGAAAACUGCAGUGAGGACUGUGCUGUAAACAGCAGUGAGGACUGGGCCGAGAACUGUUGUGACGACUGUGCUGAGAAAUGUAGAGAGGACUGGGCUAAGGACUGCUGUGAGGACUGUGCUGAGAGCACCUGUGAGGACUGGGAUGAAAACUGCAGUGAGGACUGUGCAGCGGACUGCAGUGAGGACUAUGCUGAGAGGUGCAGUGAGAACUGUUCUGAGAAAUGCAGUGAGGACUGGGCAGUGGACUGCAGUGAGAACUGGGUCAAGGCCAGCAUUGAGGACUGGGCCAAAGACUGUGGAGAGGACUUGGUCGAGGACGUUAGCGGCAAGAGCGCUGACAAAAAUGGACAAAACCGAGCAAGGAAUGUGCCUCUUGGAGAUGAACCACCAGCUCAUACCUGUAAACAGGCCAAAGUGCUUAAUUCCCCAGGUAUGUGACAAAACAUGUAUCAA